Molecule: messenger RNA, 2070 nt
Organism: Oryza sativa Japonica Group (Japanese rice)
Lineage: Eukaryota; Viridiplantae; Streptophyta; Magnoliopsida; Poales; Poaceae
Product: BTB/POZ domain-containing protein At2g24240
Biological process (GO): protein homooligomerization
Molecular function (GO): protein binding
Source: RefSeq, a predicted model, not a curated record
AAAACAUUUAUCCAACUAUUUUCAAAUAUUUUCGUAAUACUCAUGUCUCUUUAAAAAAUCUUUACAUUAUUAGGUUGUACUAGGAAGUAUUUUUUUCCCGUCUGUGAUCGAUUGAUUGGGACAAAAGUUCAUUUUAGAGUGGCCAUUUCUUCAGUCUAAAUUCCGUCGUCACGUCAAAGCAAACACCACCGGUUGGGUCGCCUCGCCCGACUGUCUCCCCGUCCGCUCCGUCCCGUCGCUGGCGCGCGCUGCGUACAUAGCAAACAAAUCCGUCUCUCGUCUUCUCCCCCAACCCAACCCAAUUUCUCUCGAGGCACGCACGAUUCCCCCACUCGAUUUGGGCGCGGAAUCCUGGAGAUGAUGAUGGACUGAUGGUGAAUUGGUGAUCGGGUUGCUUGCUGGGGGAAGGAGGAGAGAGGAUGGGAGGCGGGCGGGUGCGGUUCAACGUGGGCGGGCAGGUGUUCGAGACGACCACCACCACGCUCGCCAACGCCGGGAGGGAGUCCAUGCUCGGGGCGCUGCUGGACUCGUCCUGGAACCUUGCCCCCACCGCCGGCGGCGGCGGCGGCGGUGGUGGUGGAGGAGGAGGAGGAGGCGUGGCGGAGUAUUUCAUCGACCGGAACCCGGCGUGCUUCGCGGUGCUGCUCGACCUGCUCCGCACGGGGAGCCUGCACGUGCCGCCGCAGCUGCCGGAGAAGCUGCUCUACAGGGAAGCGCUCUACUACGGCCUCCUCGACCACGUCCGCGCCGCGCGGUGGGGCGCGUUCGACGGCGACCGCCUCCGCCUCGCGGCGUCGGUGCCAGGGCGGGCGCCCGGGGACGGCACGGCCAUCCGCGCCGCGCCCGACGGGGGGUGCUGCGUCGCGCACGGGGGCGCCGUGCACGUCUACAACUGGAUGCUCGACGAGCGCCGCCCGGUGUCGCUCGACCACUCGCAGGUCAACGACGUGGCGUACCUCGACGAGGCCACGCUCCUGAUCGCCGCGCGCGAGCGCCUGGGGAAGUGCGACGGCGGGAUGGCCGCGUUCUCCGCCGUCUCCGGGGACCUGCGGCACCGCUUCCGCGUCGCGCACGACCGCCAGGCCAAGUCCUUCACCGCCGGCGCGCUGGCGUUCGACCAGGACUCGAGCAUCUUCGCCAGCUGCAAGGGCAGGCUCAACGAGUACGGCAUCGGCGUCUGGGACCGCGCCACCGGCGAGCAGGCCGACUUCUUCUACGAGCCGCCUGGCUGCGCCUUGGGCGACGCCGACAAGCUCCAAUGGCUGGACGCCACCAACGCGCUCAUGGUGGCGACCCUGUUCCCCAAGACCGACAACUGUUUCAUCGGCCUGCUCGAUUUCCGGGACAAGAACGUGGCCUGGUCGUGGUCCGACGCCGGCAUGGCCGCGUCGCUCGACGACAAGCGCGUGCUCCACGCCAUCGCCAUGGAGGACGAGCGGUCCGUCUGCGUGAUCAACCAGUACGACGACCUCGGGUUCCUCGACCUGAGGAGCAACGCCGGCGGCGUGCGGUGGAGCUCCCGGAGCAAGUUCAUGAACCGGAAGGUGCCCAGCGAGGAGAGCUGCUACCCGAAGCUCGCCACGCACGGCGGGCAGCUCUUCUCGUCGAUGAACGACAGCAUCUCCGUCUUCAGUGGCCCCGAGUGCGUCCUGACGUCCACGCUGCGGAGGAGCCACGGCGGCGCCAUCUGCGACUUCUCCAUCGGAGGCGAUCGCCUCUUCGCCCUGCACAACGAGGAGAAUGUGUUCGACGUCUGGGAGACGCCGCCGCCGCCGAUCAUCUGACCGCCCACCAGUGGACUACAGUCUGCAGUCUACUGAAGUUUGUCAUGUGUCACCUUCUUUGUUUCUUUCUUUGUCAUUCUUCUUCAAACUUGCAAAUUCUCACUCAACAGAAGGAAACAAAAAAAGAAAUUAUAGUGAUUUAGUGCAGAGACCAAAAGAUUACUCAAGAACUGUAACCUUCCAACUUAAUAACUUGACUGUACCUGAAUUUCUUUUCUAACACAGACAAAAAGAUGCAUAUUCGACUGCAUUCCAGGGGCAUUGCCUUUUGCCAUCUUGUACUGAA